Molecule: messenger RNA, 366 nt
Organism: Aphanomyces astaci
Lineage: Eukaryota; Oomycota; Saprolegniomycetes; Saprolegniales; Verrucalvaceae
Exons: 3
Coding region: 1-366 (121 amino acids)
Source: RefSeq, a predicted model, not a curated record
AUGACGAUCAUUGACCCCUCGACCCAAGCGCUGGACAUGGCUAUCGUGGGUACGGACGUGCUGUAUCUGGCAUUGGAAAGAAUCGUGUUUCCGAUGUUGGCGCUGGCCGCGAACCCGCCUGGAGACGACACGGCAGUAUUUUCGAUCGACGAAGGUUUGCGCAAGGUGUACAACAAGGCCAACAAGAAUGGGUGGCCAAACAAAAUCGCGCUGUCCGACUUGCCGCUGGGAUUGGCCAAGGGCAAGUGCUCAACGGGGCGGGGAAGACGUACACGACAGUUAGACACGCUGAUCGACCUUGCGUUGUUUGCCGCCAUCAAGGGCGUCCCGACUUCUCAGCGGGCGGCACCGUGGGGGGUAAAAUGA